Messenger RNA from Coccidioides immitis RS, 2760 nucleotides. RefSeq names its product metallopeptidase MepB. The transcript is spliced from 3 exons. NCBI's taxonomy places the organism in Eukaryota, Fungi, Ascomycota, Eurotiomycetes, Onygenales, Onygenaceae. Gene Ontology annotation, molecular function: metalloendopeptidase activity. Gene Ontology annotation, biological process: proteolysis; peptide metabolic process. The coding region runs from base 68 to 2650 and encodes 860 amino acids. The record is from RefSeq and is a predicted model, not a curated record. Gene Ontology annotation, cellular component: mitochondrial intermembrane space.
GGUCGGUUGUGCCAGGAUGUUCAGCUUAUCUGGUCUUGGAGAACACCGAAGGACAGGCAGACUUUGAAUGCUUGAACAAGCAGCUCACACAUACACCAUAACGCCCCAAGAAGAGCAGCAGAGUUUUUGCGCGCAAUUGCAGCCUGUAAGAGUCUGUCAUUUAAGCUCUGUGUUUAUCAUCACUCUUUGCCCCGUCCCCACCCCCCGUGCAACGACACUUUUUGCUACCCAACCAGAGAGAAGAAGAAGUAACUUCCAAACCACCAAACUGGCUCGCAUCACCCGCUGCACCUGCUCCGUCCUCUGGCUCACAUUGCCCCUCUUCAUCGGAAUCGCCCUCAUCCUGGCUCCCUCACUCCGCCUCCCCGCCCCCAGGCUCCUGUUCGGCCACCUACGACCACGGCCAACAUCCACAGCAACCUUUCAGACCUCAACCCACCCUUUCAGACCGCCUACUCUCACCUCCAGUCGACUGCCCCUCACGACCGCAAGCAUGGCCCCUUCACACCUCAAAAGCCCGCCCCAGGCACCACCACUCUUCACGGGAACGCCCUCGUCCAUCGUAGACGACACCAAACGCCUCAUCGAGCAAUCCCGCAAAGUGCAAGAUGCCGUAGCGAAGAAUGUCUCUCACGAGGCGGCCGACUUCGCCAAGGUGCUGCUGCCGCUGGCACACGACGAGAAUUCCAUGGCACUGGAGUCUCAUAUCCUGGGCUUCUACCAGGCGGUGUCGACGGACUCGAAGUUGCGCGAUGCGUCCACCGAGGCGGAGAAGUUGAUGGAUGACUUUGCCAUCGAGUCGGCUAUGCGUGAGGAUCUAUUCAAACUGGUGGAUGCGGUGCUGAAGAAGGGGGAGAAGCUGGAGCCGGAGUCGCAGAGGUUAUUGGAGAAGGAGCAUAAGGAUUAUAUUCGGAAUGGGCUGGGGUUGCCUGCGGGUCCGAAGAGGGAUCGGUUCAAAGAGAUCAAGAAGAGAUUGAGUCAGAUCGCUAUCGAGUUUCAGAAGAAUCUGAACGAGGAGAAAGGUGGCGUGUGGCUGACGAGGGAGGAGUUGCACGGCGUUCCUGAGGAUGUGGUUUCUGGUUUGAAGAAAGGGGAAGGGGAGAAUGAAGGGAAAUUGUUUUUGACGUUCAAGUAUCCGGAUUUAUUCCCGUUGACAAAGUAUGCUACGAAUGCGGAUGUGAGGAAGCGGGUUAUGAUUGCGAACGAGAACAAGUGCAAUCAGAAUGUGCCUCUCUUUAAAGAAGCGAUUAUCCUUCGAGAUGAAGCUGCACGAUUGCUCGGCUACCCAAACCAUGCAACCUUCCGUAUUGAGGAUAAGAUGGCAAAGACACCAGAAACAGUCGAUAAGUUCUUGGGAGAUCUUCGCGCUAGAUUGAAGGACGGUGGCCAGAAGGAGAUUGAGAAGCUUAAGGAACUCAAGGCCAAGGACCUCAAGGCACGAACCCCAAGCCAAGAGGCUGAUGGCCAUUACUUCUUAUGGGACCACCGCUUCUACGAUCGCAUGAUGCUGGAAAAGGACUAUCAGCUCGAUCACCAAUUGAUCGCGGAAUUCUUCCCGCUGCAGACCACUAUCCGUGGCAUGUUGAAGAUCUUUGAAGAUCUCUUUGGCCUUGUCUUUGUCGAAAUUGAAGGAGAAGAGCGAAGUAAGCUUUCUGAAACCGGUAAGGGAGACGAUAUCGUCUGGCAUGAGGAUGUCCAGGUUUUCAGUGUGUGGGAUGACGAAGGCGAGGGCAGUGGUUUCGUUGGGUACCUCUACCUCGAUCUGUUCCCAAGAGAGGGCAAAUAUGGCCACGCUGCGAACUUCAAUCUACAGCCGGGUUUCAUCGACAAGGACGGAAAACGUAGAUAUCCAGCAACUGCUUUGGUAUGCAACUUCUCAAAGUCUACGCCUAAGAAACCUAGCUUGCUCAAGCACGACGAAGUGGUGACGCUCUUCCACGAGUUGGGCCACGGUAUCCACGACCUCGUCUCAAAGACCACAUAUUCCCGCUUCCAUGGAACCAACACUGUUCGUGACUUUGUUGAGGCUCCCAGCCAGAUGCUUGAAAACUGGUGCUGGACACCGUCGCAGCUUAAAUCGCUCAGCAAACAUUUCUCGUAUCUCUCGCCUGAGUAUCUCGAGGCCUGGAAGGAGCAGGCUGGCGAUAAACCUAGACCUUCGGAACAGAUCCCUGACGAACUCAUUGAAAACCUGAUUAAGACCAAGCAUGUAAAUGAUGCGUUGUUCAAUCUUAGACAGCUUCACUUUGGCAUCUUCGACAUGGCUGUGCAUGAGCCUGUGGACCAUGACGCGAUCCAGAAGUUGGACGUUUCGGAGAAAUACAACUCUCUUCGCAAGGAGAUUACAAACUUUGAGGGCCCUGAAGUUCUUGGCCUUGGCUACAACUGGGGACACGGCCAAGCAACCUUCGGUCACCUUAUUGGGGGCUAUGACGCCGGGUAUUAUGGUUACCUUAGCUCCCAAGUAUAUUCGACAGACAUGUUCUAUAGCGUGUUCAAGGAUGAACCCAUGAACAAAAAGGAAGGCCGAAGGUAUAGGUACACCGUGCUUGAGAAAGGCGGAAGCCAGGACGAGAUGGAGACAUUGAAGGAGUUCCUUGGUCGCGAACCUAAGCCAGAUGCAUUCUACAAAGAGCUUGGUUUAGCCUAAGUGGAUACGAAUAGUCCAUCUUGCAGAAACAUUGCAUUCUUGUUCGUAACAGCGGGACCUUCCGCCAACACAAGAGCAUAGAUACCAAAAAUGGUGCUAUUUUUGAGACA